Molecule: messenger RNA, 1142 nt
Organism: Tachyglossus aculeatus (Australian echidna)
Lineage: Eukaryota; Metazoa; Chordata; Mammalia; Monotremata; Tachyglossidae
Gene: QPCTL
Product: glutaminyl-peptide cyclotransferase like
Exons: 7
Coding region: 1-942 (313 amino acids)
Molecular function (GO): glutaminyl-peptide cyclotransferase activity; zinc ion binding
Source: RefSeq, a predicted model, not a curated record
AUGAUGAUGCUCCGCAGUCUUCCUCGGGCCCGGCUGCAGCAGUUGCUGAGCCAGCUGGAUGCGCGGCGCCUCUGGGGCACGUACUUGCAGCCGCUGCUGGUCGAGCGGAGCCCGGGCAGCCCCGGGAACCUGCGCGUCCGACAGUUCCUGGAAGGGGAGCUGCGGGCCCUGGGCGCCGGCUGGCACGUGGAGCUGGACAGCUUUUCCGCUCGCACCCCUCGCGGGGCCAUCCCUUUCUCCAACGUGGUGGCCACGCUGGCCCCCGAGGCCCCCCGCCGCCUGGUCUUGGCCUGCCACUUCGACUCCAAGUACUUCCCGCCGGGAGAAGGGCCCUUCCUGGGGGCCUCGGACUCGGCCGUGCCCUGCGCCCUGCUCCUGGAGCUGGCCCGGGCCCUGGACCCCGAGCUCCGCCGGGCCAAGGAGGAGGGGUCCCCCAUGACGCUCCAGCUGCUUUUCCUGGACGGGGAGGAGGCUCUCGAGGAGUGGAGUCCCACGGACUCCUUGUACGGCGCCCGGCACCUCGCCCGGCGAAUGGAGAAGACACCCCAUGGCCCUGGCACCUCCCAGCUGGAAGCCAUUGAACUGUUCGUGCUCCUGGAUCUGCUGGGCGCCCCUGCCCUCUCCAUCCACAGCCACUUCCCCCGCACGGCCUCCUGGUUCCAGCGGCUCGUUGGCAUCGAGAAGCGACUGCAUCGGCUCGGCCUCCUGGAAUCCCACUCCCGGGAGGAGUUGUACUUCCAGCAGGGAACUCCCUACGGCCCCGUGGACGAUGACCACGCGCCCUUCCUCCGCAGAGGGGUGCCGGUCCUGCACCUCAUCGCCACCCCCUUCCCCGCGGUCUGGCACACGCCCGCUGACACGGAGGAGAACUUGGAUCCACCCACCGUCCACAACCUCAGCCGCAUCCUCCUCGUCUUCCUGGCCGAAUGUCUGGGCCUUUAGCGGCGCCCGGCACCGGAGCGGGACAGUUCAAACUGGGGGCCAGGGCAGCCUCAGCCCUUCAAGAGGUCCCUGACUGCCACCGCCUCGACGCUCCUUGCCCCCAACGGAGGACCGGAACCAAGGGGCCGGCCCAGAGGGGUCGGGAUCGGGGUGGUGUCUGAGCCAUUGCCCUGUUUGACAAUAUAUUCCAUCGGUAGCGU